This is a messenger RNA of Bactrocera latifrons, 1152 nucleotides long. RefSeq lists its product as uncharacterized. The transcript has 2 exons. NCBI's taxonomy places the organism in Eukaryota, Metazoa, Arthropoda, Insecta, Diptera, Tephritidae. The coding region runs from base 132 to 1076 and encodes 314 amino acids. The record is from RefSeq and is a predicted model, not a curated record.
UUAAGUUAUCGAACUUUUCUAAAAGUUUAGUCUAAAGUAUUGCGGCAAUGAUAAAAAGUUAUUCAGGUUCAGAGUAAUAAAUAUUUCGACGGACGUGGUUUAAAUAAUAUAGAAGAAUCAGAUCGCCAAAAAUGUCGAUUGUAAAUAUUAUAAAGAGAGCUUCAAAUCGUAUUUUGGGAGUUGAUAAAUCCAUUGAAAAAAUCGAUAUUUAUGAGGACAACGAAGUUUUGUUUUGCAAAAAUAAUGUCUGCAUACACCCACCAAUUUCUAUACGACAGGAAUCCGAAUUGAUUCACUAUCCAGGUUAUUUGACUGUUACAUCAAAAACUUUCGUUGAUCAAUUUAAUAAAGCUAGUCGUUCGACAUUGUUGCUCACGUGGAUCCCAAAUUCUUCACUGUGUAAAUCGAAAUCAGAAGAAAAAAAGUUCUAUAAAAAAUGUGAGGUUGUUGAUAUGAAUGGAACCCAAGCAAUAGACGAUAUAGUUAUUCCAAAUGGAUUUAGAAAUGAAACAAUUAUUAAGAACGAAGAGAAAAGUGAAAUAGAUGGCUUUAAUGUUGAUAUACAAGAGCUUAGAAAUGAGUUACAGCCUCUCCUAGGAGAGCAGCUUAAUUCAAUUCGUGAUAUUAAGGUUUUACUGAACAGAAGUCACAUUACAUCAGUUAAUAUAACAAUUUCCAACCCAUAUAUUGAAAACAUCAAUGUAAAGGAUUCGAUAAACAGUGUUGUAACCGAUAUAAAUAAGCUAUAUCUCAAUAGUGAAUAUUAUGUUUCUGAUGAUAUUGAUUUUUAUAAUGCGCCUUCGAGUAUAUUAUCCGUAAAAGACAAACCAAAGUCGUAUGUAGAAUAUUCAGUUGCUCGAAAAAAAACAAAUUGCCGGAGAUUUUCAGUCGAUCUGAGUCAAAUGCGUUCAUUGCGCUUGUUUUUCAAUAACGAUAAUUGUACUUCUGGGCAACUGGUAAUUUCGUCAAGAGAGUCGCAGUAUAAAAUACUUCACUUUCAUCAUGGUGGUUUGGAUCAUUUAGCGCAGGUACUCCUCACUUCGGCAGAGCKUUUUGUAAAACUAAUGGAAGAAUAAGAAGAAUGGAAGAAUAGAAAUGCAGCACUAACAAAAAACGAAGAAGAGAAGCAAUAUAUAUUGCAAACAGUAACUG